Molecule: messenger RNA, 2613 nt
Organism: Triplophysa dalaica
Lineage: Eukaryota; Metazoa; Chordata; Actinopteri; Cypriniformes; Nemacheilidae
Gene: srpk3
Product: SRSF protein kinase 3
Exons: 16
Coding region: 63-2096 (677 amino acids)
Biological process (GO): spliceosomal complex assembly; regulation of mRNA processing; protein phosphorylation
Molecular function (GO): ATP binding; protein kinase activity
Source: RefSeq, a predicted model, not a curated record
GGCCGCAGCGCGCAUGCGCAGAGCUUCCUUGCGUUAACGUGCGCGCGGUGACAGCUGUCCCGAUGAUAUCGAUGAACGUAACCACCAGUAAUAACAGCCUUGCUCAGCACAAUCACGGCAAAAAGCCCAAGAAGAAGACUAAGAAGCACCGUAAAGGGGCAGCAGUGGGGGUCUCUGGUUUGGAGCUGGGAUCCCAGAUCCCUUCCGAUGAACUGUGCCACAUUCUCACCAUACACAGAUCUGCCACGCCUCCAGAUUCACCACCGACGCCCCCGUUAAACCUCUCCCAGAGCCCCCCAGACCUCCAGCCUCCGGCUCCCCUCCCACACUCCGUUGCCAUACCAGUGGUUUCGUCAGCCUGCACAGUCUCAUCCGCAGGAAGCCCUUCAACUCCCAUCGCACAUUCACCUGGCCUUUCUUCGGUUCUCUCCACAACUCCUCCCACUCCACAGGCCCUGUCCAAUCAGACAACGCCACCGCAGGCUUUGAGCCCUCCCCCUCCAGACUUUUCCCCGCCGCCGGUUGAAUUACUCGGGUCAGAUGAUGAGGAGCAAGAGAAUCCGUCAGAUUACUGUAAAGGAGGCUAUUAUCCCGUGAAGAUUGGAGAUCUGUUUAACGGCAGAUAUCAUGUGGUCAGAAAACUGGGCUGGGGUCAUUUCUCUACUGUAUGGCUGUGUUGGGAUCUACAACGGAAACGAUUUGUUGCACUUAAAGUGGUGAAAAGUGCCCAGCACUACACAGAAACAGCUCUGGAUGAGAUUAAACUACUGAAAUGUGUGAGAGACAGUGACCCCACAGACACUAAACGUGAGAGGAUAGUUCAGCUCAUCGAUGAUUUUAAAAUCUCUGGCGUCAACGGUGUUCAUGUGUGUAUGGUACUGGAGGUGCUCGGUCACCAGCUUCUCAAAUGGAUCAUUAAGUCAAACUACAUGGGUUUGCCCCUCAUCUGUGUGAAGAGCAUUCUCAGACAGGUCCUUGAGGGUUUGGAUUACUUGCACACGAAAUGCAAGAUCAUCCACACAGAUAUAAAGCCAGAGAACAUCCUGCUGGAUGUGAAUGAGGUGUACGUGAGACGGCUGGCCGCCGAAGCCACGUUAUGGCAGAAAGCUGGAGCUCCGCCUCCUUCCGGUUCCUCCGUUAGCACGGCCCCCAGGGAAAAACAGACGGGUAAAUUGUCAAAGAAUAAGAAGAAGAAGUUGAAGAGGAAGGCAAAGCGGCAGCAGCGUCUGCUGGACGAGAGACUGCUGGAUCUUCAGAGGAUGGAGGAGCUGGACUCUGGACCAGCGCCCUGGAGACUCGGCGAGGAUGCAAAAGAGGAUGAAGAAAACACACAGAUGAAUGGUAACGGUCCGUCUAAAGGCAGUCCAGAGUCGGGCUCAUCAUGGCUGGAGGAGAGCUGUAAUGGCUGUGGACCGCUGGAUUUCUCCAGUUCCGGUUCUGCUCUGUCUGGCUUGUCUGGAUCCCUCCUGUCUGCUACCUCUGAGUCAGCUGUGUCCGCUCUGUCGGGAUACUCCACAGAACGCUCGCUGCUAUCGCCCAACUCGUUCUCUGCUGCUGAUUUCUUGGUGAAUCCUCUGGACCCUCAGAAUGCGGACAAGAUACACAUUAAGAUUGCAGAUCUUGGCAAUGCAUGCUGGGUGCACAAGCACUUUACAGAGGACAUCCAGACUCGUCAGUACCGAGCUCUGGAGGUGCUGAUCGGAGCAGAAUACGGACCACCUGCUGACAUAUGGAGCACUGGGUGUAUGGCGUUCGAGUUGGCGACCGGUGAUUAUCUGUUUGAACCUCAUUCAGGAGAGGACUACACUAGAGAUGAAGAUCACAUAGCUCACAUCAUUGAGCUGUUGGGCACCAUUCCUCCACAUUUCGCCCUCUCAGGCAGAUACUCCAGAGAAUAUUUCAACCGCAGAGGUGAGCUGCGACACAUCGCCAACCUGAAGCCUUGGGCACUGUUCGAGGUCUUACUGGAGAAGUACGAGUGGCCACUGGAUCAGGCGGCACAGUUCAGCGACUUUUUGCUCACCAUGCUUGACUUCUUGCCAGAAAACCGCGCCACUGCGGCCAAGUGUCUACAGCACCCCUGGAUGAAUUCCUAACCCUCUCCCGUAAAACACAUUUUCACUGCAUUUGUGCGGUCUGCAUCCUUUAGGUCACACCCGUUACAGGUCUACAGCCGUACACGUCCAACUUCCAGAGCAAAAGCUCAAAGAUGGCGAGUAUUCUGAGCACACACACUUAGCUAGAACCUCAAACUUUUGGUUUUAUACGUAUAUACAGUAUAUAAAUAUAUAUUUAAUGAGGCUUUGGACUUUGUUCAUGAUGGGGUAAAAUGUCUGUAAUCUGUCAGAUGUUUUUAUUGUGUUGUCAUCUAAUCGUGUAGAAGGGUCACAUAUUUAUAUGUUAAAAUAGUGCCUUGACAUGCCAUCUGCAAAAACAGAAAAACGAAACGAAAAAAACCACCCUCACCUUUUUAUAUUUGUCUGCCAAUAUGUGUGAGGAAUGCUUGUUGUUUGUGAACAUGCAGAACUCUGAACGAAUACUUGAUUGAAUUCAAUAAAGACUUGAGAUCUUAAACCCUGUACUGAAGAAUAAAGAACCACUAUGAUAUAGAAA